Folsomia candida is the source of this 797-nucleotide messenger RNA. RefSeq names its product coiled-coil domain-containing protein 28B-like. The record is from RefSeq and is a predicted model, not a curated record. The transcript has 2 exons. NCBI's taxonomy places the organism in Eukaryota, Metazoa, Arthropoda, Collembola, Entomobryomorpha, Isotomidae. The coding region runs from base 355 to 711 and encodes 118 amino acids.
AUUAUAAUGAUAAGCUAGUAGCAUAAUAUAGUUCCCUUUUGUCCGUUUUUUUCUUAAGUACAAACAAUUAACGCGCAGUCGAUCCAUUGUCACUACUUUUUUUAAACUUUGAUAAUUUUUAUUGUAACGAUAUGUGUUGGAUACUGACUGAUUUGAUAAAGUACAUACAUAUAUAGCGUAGUAGACUGCCUAUUAUUUGAAAUUUUAUUAGCUAACAGAAAAUUUUGAACAUAUUCUACAAAAUACAAUGUUCAUGAAAUAAAUGUGAUUUUUUAUAAAAAUUAAAUUAAAAUCUGGUUUCAGAUUGAAUUAGACUAUUUGAGACAAUUCGUUGCACAAAAAUCAGAAAAAAAGAUGUCUGGAGCCCAGCAAGGCGCAGCAGCGAGUGCGGGUGACCAACAACCAGGUCACUCAUUCAUGUCGACAUUACCGGAGAUUAAGAAUAUGGAAAAUUCCUUAAUUUCACUGUUAAAUUCCUUCCAUGCUGGAGAACUAAGUGCGUUUGGGCAGUCAAAAUUGGAAACAAUGAACUUGAUACGAGAAAAACAAGAGAGACUUGCACGUAUGCAUUUUGACAUGGGAUCAUCCAAGCAAGGCGACGCUUCCAAUAGCUGGAUGUCAGAAGAAACAGAUAAGCUUGUGACUGGACUUGGAGAACUGUCUGUGGAAAUUGAAAAACUUCACGAGUCUGCCUCUUCAUCAUCAUCUUAAGUAAUAUUUAAGAUUAAGAUUGAACAUUGUUGUUUUUUUAUAAUUACGUAAGCAGAGAUUAAAUUCCUAUAUGAACUUGAACUACA